Molecule: messenger RNA, 376 nt
Organism: Eurytemora carolleeae
Lineage: Eukaryota; Metazoa; Arthropoda; Copepoda; Calanoida; Temoridae
Exons: 3
Coding region: 47-358 (103 amino acids)
Source: RefSeq, a predicted model, not a curated record
AAUUUCAGAUUUAAAUCUAUCAUUAAUUCUGGUUUUACUAUUUAAAAUGAUAUAUCUUCUGAUAACCUUACUACUGAUCAAUAUUCAUUGUUACCAAUCAAAACUGUAUCUCAUUCAAACCAAAACAGGCGCUGACAGUAUUUUAAAAAAGGAAAGUAACACGAAACAUUUAAGUUUCCAAGUUGAAGACCCUGAUACUGAAUAUUCACGGGUGGACAUCAUUGGUAACCCAACACUUAAUGGACAAAAUAAACUAAAUGGAAAAACUGGAGAAAUUGGAGAAACUGGAAAAAUUGGAGAAAAAGGAGAAGAUUAUUGUUUUUCUCCAUCCCUGUGUUUCGGGUUUGGGAAAAAGUAAAUAAAAUUUUAAAUCGAA